AUAUUUGCAACCUCCUUGAGCGAAUGUACUCUUCGGACAUAUCUACCAAGUAUAAAAGCUGAACGAUGGUAGUAUACCAUCAGCAGUCAUUGUUCAUUCGCUCUCAUUAUGAAACUACAAGGUCUUGCAGUACUGCUAUUGGCAGGUUUGGUUUUGGCAGAGCAAAAGAAAGAAACCAAAGCUGUAGAAACUUCUGACAAGAAGCAGAAUAAGAGAGGUCUCUUCGACUUGGGAUAUGGUGGUGGACAUGGUUUUGACUUAGGAGGUGGACAUGGUUUAGAAUUAGGAGGUCAUGGUUUGGAUGGAGGUUUCGGUGGAAGCUAUGGAGGUGGUGCUGAUCUUGGAGGUGAAAUCAAACAUAUCACCAUCACCAAGGAAGUACCAUACCCAGUUCCUCAUCCAGUACCUUAUCCAGUGGAAAAACCAGUACAUGUACCAUACCCCGUUAAAGUGCAUGUCCCAGUAGAUCGUCCAUAUCCAGUACAUGUACCAAAACCAUAUCCAGUACACGUUGAAAAGCCAGUACCAUACCCAGUGGAAAAACCAGUCCCAUACCCAGUCAAGGUACCAGUUAAGAUUCCAGUGAAAGUACCAUACGCAGUACCUGUGCCAAAACCAUACCCAGUACCAGUACACAAGCCUUAUCCAGUGCCCGUUAAAGUUCCAUAUGUUGUCGAAAAGCAAGUACCAGUCCUGAUCCAUGGUCAUGGAGGGUUAGAUGGUUUCGAUGGCGGAAGUUACGGACAUGGUGGUUUGGACCUUGGCAGUUACCAUCAUUGAGAAAGGCUGUUUAAUUAAUAUUCUUGUAUAUUUUCAUUUAUAUUGUUAUUUCAUUUUUCUCACCUCAUUCUAUUGUCUAAGUUUAUUUAUGUUUCUUCUUAGUAAAAAUUUAUUCUUUUAAAAA
Harmonia axyridis is the source of this 904-nucleotide messenger RNA. RefSeq names its product tetra-peptide repeat homeobox protein 1-like. The coding region runs from base 109 to 780 and encodes 223 amino acids. The record is from RefSeq and is a predicted model, not a curated record. Lineage: Eukaryota; Metazoa; Arthropoda; Insecta; Coleoptera; Coccinellidae. The transcript is spliced from 2 exons.